Molecule: messenger RNA, 489 nt
Organism: Loa loa (African eye worm)
Lineage: Eukaryota; Metazoa; Nematoda; Chromadorea; Rhabditida; Onchocercidae
Exons: 5
Coding region: 1-489 (162 amino acids)
Cellular component (GO): mitochondrial outer membrane
Source: RefSeq, a predicted model, not a curated record
AUGAAACGCGCCAUUCUAACAGCAUUGGUACCGGGCGCUGUUGGACUUAUUAGUUCUAUACCAUAUUCAAAAUCAAGCAAUUUUAUUGAAUGGUGGAAUUCUUGCAAAAAACCGGAUUGGGCACCAAAAUCAUUGUAUACCUAUGCAUGCAUGGAUGCAUUAACAAUUACACCAGUUGGUUAUGCGAGUUAUUUUAUUUAUAAAUAUGGUGGUGGUUUGAAUAAUGCGCUAACAGCACUAUCACUUGGUUUAUAUGGUAGUAAUUUGAUGUUAUGCUCUGCAUCAUUAUCAUUUAUGAAAAAGAAAGAUAUAAAAGCUGUGUAUUACUUUUCAAUUGCUGUUCAUCUAACGGCAACUGGAUCAGCUAUUAUCGCCUAUAAGAUUAAUCGUUGCACUGGUCUAUUGAUGGUACCAUACGUACUGUGGACUGGUUUUUAUACGUUCACGCUGUAUGUGAUGAAAAAUCUGAAUUCAGAAAUCAAAAAUUAA